Molecule: messenger RNA, 4206 nt
Organism: Onthophagus taurus
Lineage: Eukaryota; Metazoa; Arthropoda; Insecta; Coleoptera; Scarabaeidae
Source: RefSeq, a predicted model, not a curated record
AUGACUGAUUCGAGUGCGGGCGGUUCAAGUGAAGCUUAUAAACAAUUUCGGUUUGAUAAGUUUGAGCCGGAAACAGAAAAAUGGGACUACUAUCUGCAGCGUUUCGAACUUGAGUUGGAGAUGCACGGAUUGAUGACCGUAGACACGGCGAAUUUGCUACGUAACUUGUUAUUAUCAAAAGUGGGACCAUACGUGUUUAAGAUUUUAGCGGACCAUUUUAAACCGAUAAAGUUGACAGCUAAAUCCUAUAAAGAACUAAUUGACGUGCUAAAUCGUUUCUAUGGGAAAAAGGUAUAUGUGUUCGCUGAAAGAGUAAAUUUCGCGGGUUCUUUUCGUAAAGAAAAUGAAGCGAUAACUGACUAUGUAAAUCGUUUACGUGCGUCGGCGGGAGAUUGUGGUUUUGGUGAUGGUUUGGAUGGAAGAAUGCGUGAUCAAUUGAUUUUCGGGAUUAACAAUCGCGGUUGGCAAGAAAAAAUAAUUCAAAAACAUCCGUCGAUCGAUACAACGCUCGAAGACGUCGAGGCGACGGCCGUUAUUUUAGAACAGGCGUCCAUCCAGGCGGGACAAUUAACGUUUCUACAACCAGAUGCUCAUGUAAAUCGAGUGUCUAGACACAGUGCGGUGCCGAAAGUAAAUAAGACGUUCAAAUUUCCAAAGGCCGAUAAUCAAAACUUUAGCUCUAAUGAACAAAAAACUGUUGUGCGCGAAUUAUACGCAAACGAGGAUUGUUUAUUUUGUGGCGGCUCCAGACAUCGAAGAAAGAGUUGUCCAGCGUUCGGGAAAACGUGCAGUGGAUGCGGCGAAAACAAUCAUUUUUAUCGUGUUUGUGUUAUAUCUGGAAACGCGAUUAUUAAACAAACAGCCAAUAUGACAAAUCAAAACAAACAGAAACGUUCUACACGUUGCGUGCGAGAAGAACAAGAUGAAGAUGAUAAUAUAUCAGAAGCUGAGGGGGUUAGUGAAUCGGACACAGACAAUGAAGUUGCCAUCCGAAACGUUCGUAAAGUUGGGGGCUCUAGUAGAGUGAUGCUAUCAACUGUUAUAAACGGAAGAGAUUUGGACAUGCUAUUUGACCCGGGUUCCGUACACGCGGUUGUGGGCAAAACUGUGUGGAGACAAAUCGGGAAACCAAAAUUAACAGAAUGUGCUGAUCUUAUAGCUUAUGGUGACAAACCAAUCAGGACUCUUGGUAAGACGUCGGUUGAUGUGAGCGCUUUCAAGAAAACGCUUAAUUUACAAAUUUAUGUGACAAAAGAAAACGACAUUCCCUUGUUUGGGUUGGAUUGGUGCUUGGCCUUUAACGUACCCUUACCAACCGGUGCUAAAAUUCUACAUGUAAAGUCGGAUGACGUGAGAGAAAAGAAUCUGAUGGGGGAGGAAGAAGUGUCGGAAAACAACACUGUUAACAAGCUGCUGGAGGAGUUUGGUCACGUGUUCGAAGAGUCCUUAGGUACUAUUAGGGGCCACUACGCCAAGAUUCAUAUCCAGGACAACAUUACACCCAAGAGAUUUCGUCCUAGGAAUGUGCCAUUAGCAUUGCAGGAUCAAGUUGCAGCAGAGCUGCAGAGAUUGGUGAAGGAGGGGGUCCUCGAGCCGGUGGAUACCACAAACCAAUCUAUUUCAUGGGCAUCCCCGAUUGUUGUCGUUAUGAAGUCGAAUGGCAAGGUGAGACUGUGUGCAGAUUUUAAAGUAACCAUAAAUCGUUUCGUACAAAUGGAUGAUUACCCCUUACCUCGUUUUGAGGAUAUUACAGCCAAAUUGUCAGGUGGUAAAUACUUUUCUAAGAUUGAUUUAAAGGAUGCAUAUCUUCAGAUGGAGGUUCAUCCGGAGUCACGAAAAUAUUUGGUCGUGGCCACACAUAAGGGAUAUUUUGCUUACAAGCGGUUGCCGUUUGGCAUCAGUUUUGCGCCGGCCCUUUUUCAACGAACCAUGGACCAGAUUCUUUCUGGGAUUGAUGGCGUUGUUUGCUAUUUGGACGACAUUCUCAUAACUGCCCCGAAUAUGAUGUUACAUUUGCGAAGAUUGAGAGAAGUUUUGCGUCGACUGCAGGCUGCUGGUAUCAGAACACAAAGGUCAAAAUGUGACUGGUUGAUGAAUGGUGUCACAUACUUAGGCCACAGAAUUGAUGAUAAAGGCUUGCACCCCACUGAAAAUCAUGUGGAAGCAAUAAGAAACAUGCCAAUUCCUCAAAAUACAACACAAUUACGUUCCUUUUUGGGAGCUAUAACCUACUAUGGUAGAUUUAUUGAGAACCUUCAUGUGAAAUGUGUUCCGUUGCAUCGUUUAUUAAAGAAGAAUGCAAAAUGGGAAUGGACAGAAGAGGACACACAUGUAUUCCAUGAGUUGAAACGAAGCUUGACAUCGAGCGAAACCUUAGUCCAUUACGAUCCGGACAAACCGUUGGUAGUUUCCAGCGAUGCCAGUGGAGUUGGUGCAGGGGCGGUUCUAUCUCAUGGAUUUCCUGAUGGCACUCUGAAGCCCGUGGCGUUUGCUUCGCGUUCGUUCAGUGAUGUAGAAAGCCGAUACUCAACUAUUGAUAAGGAAGCGUUGGGUUUGGUUUAUGCCGUGACUAAAUUUCACCAGUAUCUAUACGGCAGGCGAUUUACCCUGAUUACAGAUCAUAAACCUUUGGAGCGAAUUUUUGGUGAGGAUCGCCAGACUCCGAAAAUUGCAAGUAACCGGUUGUUGCGUUGGGCCAUGACACUAAAUAGUUAUGAUUUUGAGAUCAUCUAUCGACCAGGGAAAGAAAAUGGUCCUGCAGAUUCGUUGUCCCGACUUCCUUUGCCUGUAUCUGUGGACUCGUGUAACGUGCCACUUCACUCGCGGUUAUUGCAUUUGCGAGUGGGGAAAUUACCUGUAAGAAGACAAGAGUUAAAGAAAGAGACUGAACGUGAUGCUGUGAUGUCAAAUGUUAUUAGAUGUUUGCGGUCAUAUUGGCCUAACAAAAAGGAUGUGCCUUUAGAUUUGCUUCCUUUCUACGAAAAGCGGGAUGAGCUCUCGUUCGAAGAGGGAGUGUUGCUCUGGAAUGGUCGUGUGUGCGUUCCAACCUUAUUGCGUGAGAGAGUUCUGGGCAUGUUACAUGAUGGUCAUCCUGGAACAUCUGCAAUGUUAUCUCUGGCAAGGCUCCAUGUCUAUUGGCCUAAACUUGAUGUUGAUAUUAACUACGAAGUAGAUAAAUGCCUUUCCUGUCAAGAAUCGAGGAAAAACGGUCACAGUUCUUCACUUCCCCCUUGGGGUGUGUCAUCCGAGCCUUGGUCUCGACUCCAUUUAGAUUUUGCGGGACCUUUCGAGGGUAAAAUGUGGUUGGUACUUGUGGACUCCUAUUCUCGUUGGCUGGAGAUAGUUCCAAUGAAGACGGUGACGUCCAUUAAGACUAUAGAGGUGUUGCGCUCGAUUUUCGCUCGUUUUGGUUUGCCGAAGUUUUUGGUGACUGAUAACGGUCCUCAGCUUGUUUCGAGUGAGUUUGAGGAGUUUUGUAAUAUGAAUGGAAUAACGCAUGUGAGGGUUACCCCGUACCAUCCGAAAUCUAAUGGGUUGGCGGAGCGAGCGGUUCGUACAUUUAAGGAGCGUAUGCGGGCCAGUAGUCAGACAUUAACCCAAAAUGUGAGACUGCAGAGUUUCCUCUUUUCAUAUAGAAAUACAGAAAGACGUUCAACGAAAAGAACGCCGAGUCAAUUGAUGUUUGGACGUCAUUUGCGUUCCCGUUUUGACCUAUUGAAGCCUGAUAUUACUAAAAAUAUGGAGAUGGAGCAGAUGACACAAAAGCGAAAUCACGACCGGGGAGCUAUUGGCCAAAAUUUCGAAAAAGGGGAGGCAGUAUGGGUUAAUAAUCCUCUAGAUAAGGGUUGUAAACCGGGCGUGGUUGAGGAGCAGACGGGACCGUUGUCGUAUGUUGUUAACAUGGACGGCGUUACACGAAGGAAGCAUUGUGAGCAGUUACGGAGACGAAUGGAGGUCGAUUGCCCUGCGGAGAUCGAAAAACCGAUCAUGAACUUACCGCAUGUGACUGAGGGUCUUCUGUCGGAUGAUUUGGUGGAUAUGAAUCAGGACAUCGAAAAGACGCAUGAACUACCGGGAUUACUGAACGCGUUUGAGCGGGGUUCGGAGAUUAUCAGGAGUGAUCAGCCUGCUGAGGGAUCAGCCCCCGUUACACCGAGACGAAACCCAGCGAGAAACCGAAGAUUACCGGAACGGUAUAGACUUUAA